Molecule: messenger RNA, 1215 nt
Organism: Fomitiporia mediterranea MF3/22
Lineage: Eukaryota; Fungi; Basidiomycota; Agaricomycetes; Hymenochaetales; Hymenochaetaceae
Product: release factor
Exons: 7
Coding region: 1-1215 (404 amino acids)
Biological process (GO): translational termination
Molecular function (GO): translation release factor activity
Source: RefSeq, a predicted model, not a curated record
AUGUUAGCAGCAUGGCUUCGUCCUCGACGGCCGUGCCUAAGGCAAUUACAUCUCAGUAUACCCAGGACACCGCGAAUAUCGCGUCUAUUUUCUACUCUCGAGGCAGUGGAUAAAGACAAUGCACGAUUACUAGCUAUCGUCGAAAAACGCAUUACUGAACGGAAUUCGCUUGCAGCGAAGAUAAAUACCCUGGACCCAGCCUCUCUAGACAUUGAGCAAAAUAGACGUCUGAAAAGCUUGGAUGGAUUCUACGAGACGUGGUCCAAAUGGCAGGAAACCAGGAAUUCCUUAGUCGAAACCGCGACCCUCCUCCGAGACGACGACCCAACCAUUCGUGAACUCGCCGAAGAAGAAUACGAAGCCCUCCUGAAAAAAUACAACGACUUUCUUCACGACAAAUUCCCUGCACUUCUCAUACCCCACUCACAAACAUCGGACAUGUCAGCACUACUAGAAAUAAAACCAGGUGUAGGCGGUUCAGAGUCGUCACUCUUCCUGGCAGACCUUUUGAGAAUGUAUUCGCGUUUUGCUAAUUUACGUGGAUGGUCGUCUAAAAUUGUUGCACAAGAGGAUAGGGAGGGAGGUGGGAUGAAGAAUGCGAUUUUGGAAGUUGAUGGAGAAGGGGCGUAUGAUUGUUUGCGCUGGGAAAGCGGUGUACAUAGAGUGCAGCGGGUGCCGAAGACUGAGGCUGCUGGGAGAGUGCAUACCAGUACUGUGCAGGUUAUCGUUUUACCGACUUCGGAUGAAACGUCGGACUCACAAGUCGCUGGAGACCUCUUUGACCAGAAAGACAUCAAAAUUGAGGUUAUGCGGGCUCGAGGUGCUGGUGGACAGCAUGUCAACAAAACCGAGUCAGCUGUCCGACUCACCCAUAUCCCAACCGGGAUAACAGUGUCUAUGCAGGACGAAAGGAGUCAACAUAUGAACAAAUCCCGUGCUUUCCAAGUACUCCGAGCACGCCUACUAGACCGAAAACUACAGGCGGAAAUUGCCGAGCGAAGGGAUACCAGACGCCAACUCGUACGAAGUGCUGACCGUAGUGAAAAGAUUCGAACAUACAACUUUGCUCAGGACAGAGUGACUGACCAUCGAAUAGGGUUGACACUUAAGAACUUGGUCUCAGUUCUUGACGGUGAAGGGUUGCAAACCAUUCUAGACGCUUUACAGGCCGAUUACUAUCAGAGUCUCGUCGAAGACGUACUUGAGAAUGAGUGA